This is a messenger RNA of Cryptococcus wingfieldii CBS 7118, 462 nucleotides long. RefSeq names its product peptidyl-prolyl cis-trans isomerase H. The coding region runs from base 1 to 462 and encodes 153 amino acids. The record is from RefSeq and is a predicted model, not a curated record. The transcript is spliced from 7 exons. Gene Ontology annotation, molecular function: peptidyl-prolyl cis-trans isomerase activity. Gene Ontology annotation, biological process: protein peptidyl-prolyl isomerization. NCBI's taxonomy places the organism in Eukaryota, Fungi, Basidiomycota, Tremellomycetes, Tremellales, Cryptococcaceae. Gene Ontology annotation, cellular component: intracellular membrane-bounded organelle.
AUGGAGCUCUUUGACGAUAUAACGCCCAAAACGGCUGAGAACUUUAGACAGUUGUGCACGGGGGAGCAUCGUCUCAACUCUAUCCCGCAAGGCUACAAGAAAUCUAUAUUUCAUCGGUGCGUCUCUUCAAGGAUUCCUCAAUUUAUGAUCCAAGGAGGUGACUUUGUUCGAGGCGACGGUACCGGAUCUUUCUCCAUCUACGGGGCUCAGUUUGAAGACGAGAAUUUCAAGAUCAAGCACACCGGACCUGGGCUCCUGAGUAUGGCUAAUAGUGGGCCAGGGACAAACGGAUGUCAAUUCUUCGUGACUACGGCGCCUGCAGAGUUCUUGGAUGGCAAACAUGUGGUUUUUGGCAGGGUGAUCGAUGGGUUAUUGACCGUAAGAAAGAUUGAGAAUGUUUCUACAGGCCAGAACAACCGACCGAGGCUGCCAGUCCGGAUAACGGAAUGCGGCGAGAUGUAA